Molecule: messenger RNA, 2401 nt
Organism: Ostrinia furnacalis (Asian corn borer)
Lineage: Eukaryota; Metazoa; Arthropoda; Insecta; Lepidoptera; Crambidae
Gene: cycD
Product: cyclin D
Exons: 4
Coding region: 268-1155 (295 amino acids)
Source: RefSeq, a predicted model, not a curated record
AGCUUACCUUAUCUGAAUGCUAAAUGUAGGGCUCCAUUAUGAAUAGGGCCCAAACAUUACGGCCAAGGGUUCAAGGGAAUGUGCGAGGGGAGUGCAGGCCGAGUGCCGAUACAUCGUACUACGAUCCGACACUCUACUGUCGGCCGCUCGCGGGGCGGCUGUGCGACUGCGCUCCGAGCUUUCGAACUUUGUAAACAAACGAACUUUGUGACGCUCGACCGCUUCGAACAUUCGAACUUUUAAAAACUGUGGUGAAAGUGAACUGAAAUGGAUUUGUCUUGUGGCGAGAACAUGGAGAAUUCCGGCAACCAGAAUCGCAAUGGGAGGCAGGACAUGUGCGUAGCAGGGCCUGACCGCGCGCUGGACCGCGAUCCAAGGGUUCUGAUGAACCUGAUGGCGCUGGAGAGGACUCACGCACUCCACACGGACUACUUCCAGAACGUCCAGAUGGAUAUCCAGCCUUUCAUGAGGAAGGUUGUCACUACCUGGAUGUUGGAGGUGUGCGAGGAGCAGCAAUGUGAGGAGCAGGUGUUUCCUCUGGCGGUGAGCUACAUGGACCGGUUCUUGGCGCAGCGAGCUAUAUCGCGGCAGCAGCUUCAACUACUGGCGGUGACGGCUUUGCUGCUGGCUUCUAAGUUCCGUCAGUGCCACCCGCUGUCUGUGGACCUGCUGUGCGCUUACACCGACAACUCUGUGUACCCCCAUGAAGUUAGGCAAUGGGAAGUGAUGCUCCUUCAGCGGCUUAACUGGCAACUGUCAAUCGCAACCGCUUUCGACUUCGUGGAGCCCUUCUUGGCGCGAGUGCCCUGGGGCCGCACCAAUCGCCUCGUCCGCGCUCACGCCCUCACGCUCACCUCAAUCUGCUAUACAGAGACUGAAUUUCUCCUGGUGCCGCCGUCUUUGGUCGCAGUGGCUUGCAUCUCAGCCGCAGCUCGGGGGUUGCGCGUGCGCAUGUCCAUUAACGAUCUCUGCGCGUUGACUCGGACGCCCGCCGCCGCCGCGGAGCUGGUUGCCCGCCACGUGGAGCGUGUGCUGGCGAGAGAGACGCAGCCGCAGGAGCCGCGCGCCAGGCAUGUUCAGCCCCAUAAACAGUCCACCCCUGAACACACACAACUACCUGACACCCCCACUGACGUUCAAGAUAUACAUUUCUAAUCAACAUCCUUUGAUAUCCAAUCAGACUCAGAUGGCUCCGGGCUUUAGGCACUUUUACUUUGAUGCUCCUGGAUUGAAACGGGGCCUAUAACAAUUUUGGGCUCAAGAAAUCAUUUAGCUAGCGCGAUGACCUUGAGAGAUAUGCCCAUCAUUGUAAUGAUAACUUGAUUUCAAUGAUCCAGUUGUGGGACGCCUGAAAGGCUUUUUGCUCUACGGUCAUGGGUAGAAUCCGAGCUCCCGGUCGUAAAGAAACACACGUGUCUUAUUUAUUAGGUACAAUUUUUUUCCUUGCACAAAGAUCCGCCUAAGCAAACAGAGUCAAUCGAUCUCACUGGUAUUGUACGUAAAACUGUGGAUUGUGAAGAAAUUCAUUGUUGCUGCUAUCUUUUUUUGGUCGCACACCUGGGUACGAGAAAAGAAACGGAGGAUAUAUCUAAAAAAUGUUAGGUAGGUGGCUAUAGAAUACAUGUCGUUGGAAUAUGUUCACUAAUAUUGUGUAGAUGAAUUGUUCAUUGAUCUCAAAUUAUUAUUUAUGUAAAAAUAAUGGUCUAGUAUAGAGUUAUGUUUAUUUAUUAAGAGUUGUUAAAACACUGUAUCAUAGUUUGAAGAUGUUUUAGAUUAAUUUGAUCUCUCGUAAUUCCAAAUCGUUAGGUAAGACUGAAUGCUCACGAAAUAAAUUAAAUGUUCAUUCCAAAAAUUUUAUUAAUGUAUGAAAUCUGAAGGUUUUUAUCACCGCUCAUUCAUUAUACAUCAUGGCAUCGUAUUUAACGCAUUUCUGGUUUCCAAAAAAAUGCCAAUUACUGUGUAUAUUGUAUUUAAAAUCCUUUGAGUGUUUUGCGUGUAAUUAAUUUGUAAGAUCUCAAUGUAGUAAAUUUUGAUGUUCAAUUUUUCUGGUUCCAAAUGAACGUGUUGAUGUAUGUUAUAUUUAUUUAGGUGUAUGUUAAGUUUUAGUAAAUUCUAGUCAGAUGUUUUACACAUUCCUGUUUUCGACCAAACUUUGAUGUUAUUAAGAUAAUUAUAUGUAAUAGCUAAGUUUAGUGGUCUAUUCUAUUAUUUGGACUUUCCAAUCGAUAAAUUGAUUGAUGUGUUAAAUUUAAAAGUUAUGAAAAAACGUUUACCCUGAUGAAAUAACAUGAUUGAUUGCAGAGUUCAAAUAAAUAUAACAUAGAUAUAGAUAGUUUGUGUUGCUAGUUUAAAGUACUACAAAAUACUCAUUACUUUAACAUCACGCGGUAUUUAUUGUAAA